Molecule: messenger RNA, 462 nt
Organism: Hordeum vulgare subsp. vulgare (domesticated barley)
Lineage: Eukaryota; Viridiplantae; Streptophyta; Magnoliopsida; Poales; Poaceae
Exons: 2
Coding region: 1-462 (153 amino acids)
Source: RefSeq, a predicted model, not a curated record
AUGGCCAUGAGGAUACUCAACCUGACCACAAGUUCAUCCGGAUGUGAAAGAAAUUGGAGUGUUUUUGAACAAGUAGAUGCAAAGAGAAGAAAUAAACUGGAUGUGAGUCGUAGGGACGAUCUAGUUUAUGUUCAAUUAAAUGGAAGAAUGCUACACAAGAGAAAGAAGUACUCAACAUCUUCUGAUGUCCUCCUUGGUGAAGAUGCUUCCACAUCCCAAGAUUGGAUACGUGAAGAUGCUUACGUUGAUGAUGAGAUGGAGGAAACCGAAGAUGACAAUGCGAUGGAGCCUCGUAGAAGUCUAAGGGUGAGAGAACUACAUGAAGUGGAAAAGUUUGUUUCCGAUGAUGAAAUUGACACUGUGCCUAUCAAUGAGGAUGAUACAGAGUUCGAGUGUGAUGAUGACGGGGCUGGGAUAGAAGAAACCAAUGACAAUGGUGAGGAAGACCAUAUGCAACCUUGA